This is a messenger RNA of Morus notabilis, 1745 nucleotides long. RefSeq names its product sulfite oxidase. The record is from RefSeq and is a predicted model, not a curated record. Bases 301 to 1482 code for a protein of 393 amino acids. The transcript is spliced from 13 exons. NCBI's taxonomy places the organism in Eukaryota, Viridiplantae, Streptophyta, Magnoliopsida, Rosales, Moraceae. Gene Ontology annotation, molecular function: oxidoreductase activity; molybdenum ion binding. Gene Ontology annotation, cellular component: mitochondrion.
AGUGAAAAUAACUCCCUCUUUCUUUACUCUGUCAGUUUGUGGAAAAAACAAAGAAAAAGAAAUAAUUAGAUAUGUUUUUGUGCACCACAUUAAAAAUUAAAAACAAAUUAAAAAAGUAGGAAAAACGGGCGGCAGGGUAAUAGCCCAUAGUUUCGACCGCCCUCUUGAACCUAGACAUUUAUCAGUUUGUGAUAAUCAAGGACUGGACUGCUAAGUUCGGAUUGAAUUUAGGAAGGAAGCUUACAGAGAUAGAGAGAAGUGUGGUCGGCGAUCGAAGAGAGGAAGGUUCUAGAAAUCAGAAUGCCGGGCGUGAGAGGUCCCUCCGAUUACUCCAAAGAACCACCUCGACAUCCUUCCCUCUAUAUCAAUUCCAAGGAACCGUUUAAUGCAGAGCCACCGCGUUCGGCUUUGUUCCGGUCGUAUGUGACUCCCGUGGAUUUGUUCUACAAGAGAAAUCACGGUCCAAUUCCUAUGGUUGAUGACAUUGAAAGUUAUUCUGUGUUGAUAUCUGGUUUGGUUGAGAAGCCCAAAAAGCUGUCCGUGAAGGAUAUCAGGAUGCUUCCCAAGUAUGAAGUCACCGCCACAUUGCAGUGCGCAGGUAAUAGAAGAACAGCUAUGAGCAAAGCCAGAAAAGUGAGGGGAGUUGGUUGGGAUGUCUCUGCUAUCGGAAAUGCUGUCUGGGGUGGUGCCAAAUUGGCUGACGUUCUUGAACUUGUGGGAAUACCUAAGUUGUCAAGUUCCAGUAAAUCGGGAGGAAAACAUGUGGAAUUUAUUAGUGUUGAUAAGUGUAAGGAGGAAAAUGGAGGACCUUAUAAGGCAUCUAUUCCACUAAUUCAGGCUACAAGCCCUGAAGCAGAUGUACUGCUUGCUUACGAGAUGAAUGGAGAGCCUCUUAAUAGGGAUCAUGGAUAUCCGUUGCGUGUUGUUGUCCCCGGUGUUAUUGGUGCACGCUCUGUUAAGUGGCUUGAUUCUAUAAAUUUAAUUGCAGAAGCGUGUCAGGGUUUCUUUAUGCAAAAAGACUACAAAAUGUUUCCACCUUCUGUCAAUUGGGAUAACAUUAAUUGGUCUACCAGGAGGCCGCAAAUGGAUUUCCCUGUGCAGAGUGUAAUUUGUUCUUUAGAGGAUGCAAAUGCAGUGAAGCCUGGAAAGGUAACAGUUAGUGGAUAUGCAGUAUCAGGAGGUGGUCGUGGUAUUGAAAGGGUAGAUGUGUCUUUUGACGGUGGGAAAACCUGGGUGGAAGCCUCGAGAUUCCAGAAGUUUGGCAUCCCAUAUGUCGCCGAUGAUGAAAGCAGUGACAAAUGGGCUUGGGUGCUUUUUGAAGCCACGGCUGAUGUCCAACGCAGCACCGAGAUUGUCGCAAAAGCAGUGGAUGUAGCAGCAAACGUCCAACCUGAGAAUGUGGAAGACAUUUGGAACUUGAGAGGGAUACUCAACACUUCAUGGCAUAGGGUUCAAGUUCGAGUUGGUCACUCAAACAUGUAGAUCAAACUUAACAAACUUGAAAAGAGAAAAUAAAAAUAAAAAUAAAAACAGUUUUGAACAUGUGGAAAGUGUGGACAUGGUUUUUGUAUUGUAUCUUCUCAUUAUGUGCAUGUAGUUUGCUGGCAAUAUGGCCAUCUGGGUUGGCUUAUUGCAUCAAUCUCAAGUUCGGGCCAGACUUUUACUCAUUUUGGUUUGAAUAAUCAAUAAAGUUGUAGGGACGCGUCCAAUUAAUAAUGCAAUUCCUAACAGUCGGACAAGUUUUG